AUGACCACCUCGACUUGCCUUUCAGAGACAUCCUUUAAUGGCAAUGAGACCUUAGGGAAAGAUCAAAAAGACAACUGGGUGGAACAAACACAGAAUGCAGACCUGUCUGAUGUGGUUGCCAUCUAUCGCUCAUAUGAUCCCGAGUUUCGUGCAAACACUGAGCGCCAGUUGCGACGCAAGAUUGACACGCGGAUACUCCCUCUCGUUGUCUUGAUCUAUCUCUUUAAUUAUUUGGAUCGAAACUCGAUCACACAGGCUCGUCUGUAUGGACUCCAGGAGGAUACUGGCCUCAAGGGGGCAGAGUACCAGACAGCCAUUUCGAUCUUCUCGGCCGGAUACAUCAUCAUGCAACUGCCUUCUACAAUUAUGAUGACAAAAUUCCGUCCUUCCAUCUAUCUUCCGACUUGUAUCAUUCUGUGGGCAUUCGUUAGCGGAUGCACUGCCGCAACAUUCAACACAUCUGGCAUUUUGAUGGCUCGCUUCUUCCUCGGAUUUAUUGAAGCACCAUUCUUCCCUGGCGCAGUCUACUUCCUAAGCUGCUGGUACACAAAGCGUGAGAUUGGUGUCAGAAUGGCUCUAUUGAUCUGCGGUAUUCUGCUCUCAAAUUGCUUUGCUGGGCUGAUCUCAGCUGGUAUUCUGUCAGGGAUGGGAGGAGUUGCAGGCCUAGCCGCUUGGAGGUGGCUCUUCAUCCUUGAGGGACUUGCUACCAUUGUGCUAGGCUGCAUCGCUUUCUUCGUCCUUCCAGAUUUUCCGGGAACUACAAAGUGGCUCACCGAGAACGAGCGAGUCGUGGCUCAGGCCCGUCUUGCUAUUGACGCCGGUAAUGACACCCUUCUCGAUGCCGAGGAAGUAUCUAUACUGCGCGGUAUCGUGUGGGCAGUGAAAGACAUCCGCACCUGGAUCUUCGCCUGUUUGCAAAUGUCCACGACGGCGUCCAUCUCAUACUCUCACUUCUUCCCUACUCUGAUCGAGCAACUUGGUUUCAAGAAUAACACUGUUGUUCUAUUGCUAACCUCUCCGCCCUAUUUCGUGGCAUUUUGCUGGGCGCUGGCGUGGGCAUGGGUGGCAGACAGAAAGCAGAUUCGUUCGGUGCCUUCGGGGGUGUCUCAGCUCACUGCCAUGGUUGCAACCAUUCUGUUGAUCGCAGUUACGGAUCGGCUUUGGGUCCGUUAUGCCUUCACCGUAUUCCUGUGCUGUGGUACCUUCGGGGUGUAUUCUACGACAUACGCAUGGCUGUCCUCUACUCUGACGCAGCCGCCAAUCAAGCGAGCUGUGGCCAUUGGACUCGCAAACACAUGCGCAAACUGUGCUUCUCUGUUUGCGAAUUAUUUCUGGUUGGAUAAGUAUGAGCCCGCAUAUCAACAGUCGUGGGGCUGUUUGUUGGCUUUCCAGGCACUGGGAAUGUCUUGCAUUCUGACACUUCGGUUCAUACUUCAGCGCUCUAACAAGAAGUUUGAGACUCUGGCUGCUGAAACCGACUUGAAUGAUCCCAGCGCCAUGGCAAAUUUGAAUGAGGAUGAAAGAAAUGCUGUGCAGAACAACUUCAGAUAUCUUGUCUAG
Penicillium riverlandense is the source of this 1560-nucleotide messenger RNA. RefSeq lists its product as uncharacterized. The coding region runs from base 1 to 1560 and encodes 519 amino acids. Gene Ontology annotation, cellular component: membrane. The transcript has 2 exons. The record is from RefSeq and is a predicted model, not a curated record. Gene Ontology annotation, molecular function: transmembrane transporter activity. Gene Ontology annotation, biological process: transmembrane transport. NCBI's taxonomy places the organism in Eukaryota, Fungi, Ascomycota, Eurotiomycetes, Eurotiales, Aspergillaceae.